This is a messenger RNA of Salmo salar (Atlantic salmon), 971 nucleotides long. Its product is annotated as activating transcription factor 3. Gene Ontology annotation, molecular function: DNA-binding transcription factor activity, RNA polymerase II-specific; RNA polymerase II cis-regulatory region sequence-specific DNA binding. Gene Ontology annotation, cellular component: nucleus. Gene Ontology annotation, biological process: regulation of transcription by RNA polymerase II. The record is from RefSeq and is marked provisional. Lineage: Eukaryota; Metazoa; Chordata; Actinopteri; Salmoniformes; Salmonidae.
CCCCCCACUUUAACGUCUAGUUGGCAUAACUGAUAAUUUCCGCAUUCCCAAAUCCUCCCAGAUAGAGCUAACUAUUUAAACGGGCCGAUGCAACGAUUUCCACUUUUUAAAAUCUACUGUCGACCUUCAGCUGACCAGAAGAAAGGACAACUGUUGCACUCGGAAUCAAAGUCAGCUGUGGUCACAGCCGGGUCUAACAUGAUGCCGGGACCAAUCCCAGAUCCCCUGGUGACAGCGGGCUCCCUGCCCAGCCUGGGUCCCCUGGCAGGGAUCCCCUCCACCACGCUGACUGACCAGCUCAAAUACGCCGACCUCCGGGAACUGGGGUCCAUGCUCUCUCCACUGCACUUCCUGGGCAAGCUAGGGAAGAGGCCCCUAAACAUCAAAACAGAGAGAGAUGAGGAAGAGGACAGGAGGAAACGAAGGAGAGAGAAAAACAAAGUUGCAGCAGCACGCUGUAGAAACAAAAAGAAGGAGAGGACAGACUAUCUACAAAGGGAAUCAGAGAGACUAGAGGUGAUGAACUCUGACCUCAAAGCCCAGAUCGAGGAGCUGAAGCAUGAGCGGCAACAGCUGAUCAUCAUGUUGAAUCACCACCGCCCAACGUGCAUCGUAAGAACAGACAGCGUCAAGACCCCUGAAAGCGAAGCCAACCCCUUGCUGGAGCACCUGGAGGGAAAGUGAUGUCACAGGGCUCAGAGCAGCAGUGUCACAGUUACAGUUUACAGUGAAGCUCCACUCCGGCCAGCUAGCAGCACUUCAAUACCUCUGGGUUCUUUGCUUAGAGGAGAACCAGCUAAGCACUCCUGCCUGGAGCCAGAGAGCCUUUAAACACAAAGGUGACCCAAUGUGAUUGGACUUUGUGCUGGCAGUUAAAUGCAUUGUUUAGAUUUUUUGUUUUGUUGUUGUUAUUAAGGGCCCCAUAGUCCCAGCCACUAUCACUAUAAAUAAAUGGAAUUGAAUAAAUGGCU